GAAAAUAAAAUUCAUGUUUUUAAUUAAUAAAUGUCAAUUGCAACACACAUGGGCAACUUAGGUCACAUGAGAAGCUACACAUUAACGGUGAAUUGAAUUUGUAUCAGUAAUUUGUAAUGAAAGGACGGAGAGAAAUAAACUGACCACACUUUUCAUUUUCUGAUGUUUUUGAACAAUUAAUUUUACCACGUUGCAAGCAUGAAAAUAAAUGUACAUUGAUAAUUUAGCUCACCAUAAUUUUACAAUCCUAGUCAUUAAGUACCAAUGGAUAUAUGAUAGGGAAAUAAAUAAUGUGGGGUGCUUUAUCAUCUGAAGAUUGAUCAUAUUUUCACGUGCCAAUUCAUUUGAAAUUGUAUUUCAUUCAAAACCAUAGAAUAUCUCAGCUGAAGAGUAAUAACCAUGGCCUUCUAAUAAAAGAAAUCAACAGAAAAUGUUUUUAGAAAGUGUUGUAGGAAAAAAAGAAUAAAUAAUGAAACAAACACCUCCUCUGCAAUAUAUGGGCAGUAAUACAUCCACCCAGCCAGUGUUAUCAAAAGCUAUGAAUUAGCUCACCUGACUUUGACAUUCCGCAUGACCUACUCAAUACAGGAAUUUCAUGACGGUCUCUUAUGCCGCUAAUUUUUAAGGACAAGGUAGACCGAACGACGAAGGACAAGGUAGACCGAACGACGAAGGACAAGGUAGACCGAACGACGAAGGAUGUGACGGUACCACCAGGUGGCUGCUGGGGUCGGACAUAUUUCUAGUGUAAGGAAGGGACAAAAAAUCAACUGGCUGGAGAAGUGUAUCCUAAUGGGUAUCCAAUGUCAUGGAGACAAUAGCUUUGUGAUACACGGAAGUAAUGUUUAGCUCGCCUGUACUUCAACGUUUUCACUACACAUUUAAAUUUUCUUAAAAUAUAUUCAGUUUUAUAGAAGAUUUUGAGAAAUUGGUGGACUGUUGGCAGUUUUUGUCCCUCCCUAAGACACCAGGGGUACAAGAGUCUUGAAAUUUACAAUUUACGUCUUUACAAUUGUCCCGAAGAUGCUUCAUACCAAAUUUGAAAGGAAUUGGAAUACCGGUAGUAGUUAACAAGAAGUUAAAACAGUUCUAUUUUCCACACAUUUAAUAACUGACCAUUUAGGCCCGCCCUGAUAUCAAAACCCCUGCCCCCUGGGGUCAUCAAAUUUACAGUUUUGGUAAAGGACUACCGGUUCUUUCUAAAUAUUCAUUUAGUUUCAAUCUAGUAUCAAUAACAAUAUAGUAGAUGUUAUUAAAGUGUUUUACACAUAGACACUAUAUACCAAGUUUGGCCCUUCUCUGGGGUCAGAACCCCUAUCCCUGGGAUAAUGAAAUUUAUGAUUUUAGUAGAGGCCUCCCUCCUCUACAUCACUAUGUAUUUAGUUGGGUUUUUUACGCAUGUGUGGUUCCAGAAUGGUUUGUGAAAUAACCCACGAUUCCAGCCUCCGCAAUCACGGUUUUCAUGAUGACAAACAGUUUGUUCAAUCCGAUCGGUUGCUGACUAAACCGAAAUUCAUUCUCCGGGCCCUUCUGAAGAGGUCGACGGUAAAACACCGUCUCUACUACAAGCGCUCAAUUAAAAAAUAAUAAUGGCAAGUCAGUAAGUCAGGUUACAAAACCAUAUCAGGGAAUUCAUUUGUUCUGUUUACGUUGCAUACUUACAUAUUAAGAAAUCUGAGGUACAUGUGGCAUGCGAAAUAAGUUUUAAUUGGUUUUCUAACAUUGGGGGCUAGGGGUCAUAUAAAGUUUUGAUGUAAAAAAAAAAAAAAAAAAAAAAGUAUGUUGUCAAAAAGAUGACACCACGCAGUGCCUAAUGAAUGUAGAAUACAUGUAUACAUGUUUGAAUGCAUGUAUGUAUGUAUAUGAAACAUACCAUUUCUACUUUAAAACAUGUACCCCAGUAGAAUAAUCGGUGCUUACGAUGAACGUCUAUCUUUUGUAGGGGAGAUAAUUGUUAAGUUCGUACCGUAAGACCGUGAGUGGGUCCUUAAACUUAGCUAAGGUAUGCUGAUUACAUUGCAAAUACAAAGAGCAUUAUUUAAAAUCCACAUACACAUUGAACAAUUAACAUACCGGUACCACUAACAUUCCUCAGACGAUAAUGGAAAACUUUGAUAAAGUAUAUGAGUUACUGGUAAUUAAUUUAUAGUUUUACGUUUUCAAAUAAAAGCUCAAUAUAACGGUGACGAUAUUAAAAAGGGGCUAGAAUACUUGAUAGAAAAUAAAUCAAGAAAUAACCACUUAUUUUCUUCAUCCUCAAUCGGAGAUUAAAACAGGGAAGUUCAUCUGCUUGUGUAAAUUUAGACGCUGAGUGUAGAUCACCACAUCCUGAUAACACUGUCACUACCAAAUAAAUUGUGUUGUCGUCUUAAAUGUAGCUGAUUUAAGAAAUGAUAGGCAAUGCACAUGUUAACAUUUUAAGGGGGUUACUUGACGAUCUUCUUCCAUAUCCUAUUUUUUAAAAGGGUUUAAUUUUAUUUCCUCUUUCGGAAUGGCUGUCCCGUGGUGGCCCUGCUUUAUUUUGUCACUUGGAUUUAUAUAUUGCUACGAAAACCUGAGUAGAAGAAAGACAACAGUUUUAUCACAAAGUUCGACGUACGAGGAUCGAUAUGCAUCGUAUGCCAAUGAUGAGGACUUGCGGACACAUAUAGAAAUUUGUGCCCACACUGCUCCAGGACACCCCUUAGCCUGGUUUCAAGUGGAUCUUGGUCAAGAAUACAGCAUAGAGAGUGUCAAAAUCUACUACAGAAGAGAAGGUGAUCUACCUGGUGAUUGGAAGCAAUACCGAUUUAAGAAUUUUUAUCUGGACGUAUCUAACUCACCAGCUGCAGUGAAUAACACGGCACAGAGAACUCGGUGUUAUACCGACAGAUCCCAGGAUCUACCUAACAAUAUAAUCGACAUUCCAUGUAAACAAACGACAAGAUACGUCAUUGUAGAAACAACAUACGACACUCAUGAAGAUAAUCCUACGACAGGAGCCAUCUUGGAAAUUUGUGAAAUACAAGUUAACGGAUGCGAGAUUGGAAAGUAUGGUGAUAGCUGUCUAGAUUGCAGUGGAUGUCAAACGUGUGACAUCAUUAGCGGUAUCUGCACGUCGCUACCCUGCAGUGUUAACUGUGUGAGUGGAUUAUGUGAUCCCACAACUGGAGAUUGCACCCAAGGCUGUAAUAAUGGAUACUGGAGGAACACCUGUACAUCAAUUUGUUCACAAAACUGUCAAGGUGGAGGAUGUGAUAAGACCAGUGGUAACUGUAACGGUUGUAGUAAUAAUACCUAUUGGGGACAAACGUGUAACACGCCAUGCCCACAAAACUGCAAUGGAGGCACAUGUGACCAGACCAAUGGCUAUUGUAGCAAUGGCUGUACACAAGGACGACACGGAAAUAAAUGUGAACAAACUUGUAACCAAAACUGUUUGGGGAAAAUUUGUAUACAGAACAGUGGAGUGUGUACGAACGGGUGUGCUGAUUAUUACUAUGGAGAUAAAUGUGAGAAUGUCUGUAGCACUCAUUGUAGUCUCAGACGUUGUGAUAGAUAUAACGGUACAUGCAGUGGAUGUAGUAGCGGUUAUUUUGGUCCAUUUUGCCGAGACACCUGUAGCGUAAACUGUGCUGAGGGAACGUGCGAUCAACAGACGGGAAAAUGUGACAGAGGAUGUAAACCAAACUGGACCGGGGACCAGUGUGACAAAUGCAGCUCAGAUUAUUAUGGUCAGUUGUGUGAUCAACGAUGUAGCUCACAUUGUGUAAAUGGAAUCUGCUUUUCAAACAACGGGACGUGCGUGAGGGGAUGUACUGGUACAUUCAGUAAUGACAAGUGUACUCAAGAAAACGUGCAAUCCUGUACCACUGAAUGUGACAACAGUAUGGUCAUCGUCAGCAUUGUAGUGUCUGUUGUCAUUGUUCUCACAGGAAGUGUCGUAAACUUCCUGUUGUGGAAGAGAAACCAGUCCCAGAACGUAAAAAGAGGAUUAAAAGAAAAUACCAAUAGCCCCAUCAUGGUGCGUGAAAUUCCAGACAUACCAAGCAGCGAAAAUAAUGUUAGAUCUCCGUAUGCAGAACUCGGAGACCUUGACAAACCGAACGCAUACGAAGACCUCCACCAGUAUACCGAAGCUGUUUAGAAGAAUUUGGUCUGGGAUUUUAUAGAUGAACAUGACACCGAAAGUAUUUGAACAGUAUCAUCAAAGACAAUGUCAUGUGUUAUUGUCUUACAUGUGAAGAUUAUGAUAUGUAAAUAUAGAGAGAUGUGUUAUUGGAAAGUGAUACGCAUGUAACGUAUUUUUUUUUUUAUUCGUUGCUAAAACAUUUUGCUUUAAGAUGUCAAGUAUUGGUUUUCAUUUUUAUGAUGCUGCAACUUGUUUUACCUAUUCAAACACUUCCCAAUCUAUUUAACCAUGGUGUAUAAAACAGAUGAAUACCAGUAUACGUAUGGUGUAUUAUGAUGUUUGAUAAUAGUUUUCGUUCAUUAUUAAUGAUAUCAAAGGGUAAGUGCAACAUGUGUUGGAAAGCAUACACUAUAUUGUUAUGUGUGACAAACAAAACAAACCCAUUACAACGCUUAUAUUUCUAUGCCUUUGUAGAACUGAUGAACUACGAAAAAUUAUUUAUAAAAAUGGAUAAGUGGAAUAAGUUAUGUAAUGUCAAACAGAGUGUUAGCGAACCAUCACAGAAUCCGUCCUCUGACACAGUAAAAAGACUGCAAGGUAGAGAUAUUUGACUUUCGAAAACUUUAUUAACAUCGACAAAGUUACGAAAACUUGCAUCACGAGAUCCGACGAAAUACGCAAUGCCCGUGUCAUCAGCUCUUUUGUGAUGGAAAUAUAUUCAAUAAUAUACUGAAGGCUAGAUUAGUACUGAUGAUUCUACCCCCUUAUCGACACUAUCGCUAGUUUUAAGAAAGACAAUUGAUGGAUAUCAAUAUUUUAUCGAAUUAUUUUAUUUGAAAUACUCACAAGCGUACUAAAUUUGUGUAUCCGCAGAUCCGAGUUCAACAAAACCGAGCGAUAACGAUGCACAUGUUUUGGUAGUAUAUCACUUGAAUAUAUAUGUGUAACCGAGCAGGAAGGGAUAUGUUGGUUUUAUUAAUUUAUUCAGUAGAAAAUAAAGGCAUCGACCUACAAUAACAGAUAAAUAAUAUAAAUCAAGAUAGAAAAACAUAAUUGAAAUAUGCCAAUUGUAAACUGUACCCACAGUAAACGUUUUAGAAGUGUUUGCCCAACUAUCUAUUUUGUAUUGCUUGUAGGAGUUAUGAGAUUGAUCACUGUUCGUUAUCUUCACCUUGCAUACUAUACUUUAUAAAGAUAUGUACAUGUGUUUUGUAAAUGAUUUAGAUUAAGAUCUUAUAGACUCAUAUAAUCAUUACGACUUUGAAAGCACAAUUACAAUAAAGUAAAUAACUUGCAAUCAAAAUAAUUACGUAUAUCAGCUCUUUAUAUGGAAAUGAAACAUAUUCUUAAAUAUAGAAAUAACAAACCAUAACAUACGGAACAUAUCAGCUGAUUGUAACUCAUCAAAACGUAUUACUGCUCUAACUACAUAGCUAAGCGCGGUAGAUUUAUACAUAUACUGAAAGACUAUUAUUGGAUAAAGAAAUAUGAAAUGACCAAUGGAAUCGACGAACCAAUGAAAUAACAGAAUAAAACUUCACUCACCCAACUCAAUCCAGAUGAGCAAUUGAACUUACGGUAAACUGAAUUUUAAGAUUGAAUUUAGCAAAACGAUCAAUAGAAAUAUCAAAACGAAUAAAUAUUGUUUAACGUCCCUCUAGAGAAUAUUUCACGGAUAUGGAGACGUCACCACUGCCGGUGAAGGGCUGUAGAAUGUCUAAACAAUUUCACACACACGUAGUUAAAGUCAUUGUAAGCGAGUGUCAUGUAGUGCAUGUAUUGAUAUUCCGUAUGGUGUUUUGUUUUCCCAAUCCAUAACUAUGCAUUUUGUGUAUUUACAUCUCCAUUGGUUUCUCUGUGAUAUGUGUAGAAGUUGGAAUUAGUCAUUGUUGCAGCUUAAAGAAGUGCGCUUAUGAAUAAAGUUACAAUAAUUUUUACUUGCACGACUGGGAAUUCCAACAGAAAUGAAGAAAGAAUGUAAAUACAAGAACUGAACUCCUUUGUGGAAAGUACAUACUGAUAUGAGCUGCAGUGUUUAACGCUCGCAUCAUUCAGAAGUGCGUUAAAUAAAAGCUUAAAGUAUUCCUUAAAACUCUCAUUAUAAAUAAACCUCUUAGUCAUUGUCAUAUAUUACUUUAACAGUUCUAUUUAAACACAUGUUUUCUAUAGUUUUAUCAAGUAUUUUAUUCAUGUUUUCCCCGUCGCGUUUUCAAAUCAGUUACAGAUAUAUGUUAUGUUGUUCAUGUUCAGUUUAAUAUUUUGUUCAUACCAAGUUUCAUCAUUUUUUUUCUACAAUCCAUAAAAUAUAUCAUACGCAUGUAUUUGUAAUAUAAUCAUUAAAUGCUUGUUCCUAUG
This is a messenger RNA of Ostrea edulis (European flat oyster), 6466 nucleotides long. Its product is annotated as protein draper-like. Lineage: Eukaryota; Metazoa; Mollusca; Bivalvia; Ostreida; Ostreidae. The transcript has 11 exons. The record is from RefSeq and is a predicted model, not a curated record. Gene Ontology annotation, molecular function: scavenger receptor activity. Bases 2492 to 4126 code for a protein of 544 amino acids.